Molecule: messenger RNA, 345 nt
Organism: Encephalitozoon cuniculi GB-M1
Lineage: Eukaryota; Fungi; Microsporidia; Unikaryonidae
Exons: 1
Coding region: 1-345 (114 amino acids)
Source: RefSeq, marked provisional
AUGAGUAACCAUUUCUGCCAGGAGAUCUUGGCUCUUGAGGAGAUAAUAGUGGAGCUCUUGGGCUCCGAAAGAACAGAGGAAGUGAUUGACUACAAGGUCAGGUCUUUGAUGGCUGCAAAGGACAGGCUAAAUGAGAAGAUGGUUGAGAUGGAGGAGUACUACAUGAAGAGGAUAGAGUUUUACAAAGGGCGUGACGAGGCCAGGCUGAAGGAGCUGGAGAGGCACAUUGAGGCCUACGACGAGAAAUAUCUCAGGCUGCUGGCCAAGGCCAGGAAGCUCGGAAGCAAGGUGGAGAGGCUUGAGGUGGGAAACAGGCUCUUGAGGUCGAGAUCUGGGGGGAAAUGA